This is a messenger RNA of Trematosphaeria pertusa, 1099 nucleotides long. RefSeq lists its product as uncharacterized. The record is from RefSeq and is a predicted model, not a curated record. The coding region runs from base 26 to 1099 and encodes 357 amino acids. NCBI's taxonomy places the organism in Eukaryota, Fungi, Ascomycota, Dothideomycetes, Pleosporales, Trematosphaeriaceae. The transcript has a single exon.
AGCAUCUCGCAACAAUACCAACACGAUGCAGAAAUGCGUGUACCUUGUUACAUUCUUCCUCGUGCUCGCCGCCUGCUCAUCACACCCCCAGAAAUUUCGCCACUGGUUUCCAAAGUACGAGUACCACUGGCUCGAGGCCUCCGAAACCUGCCGGGUACAGCUAAACGACUACUGGACCGGGAACCGCACUCGAAACCAUGCAAUCUGCGCGGUUGCAACAGACUGCAUCCUCCGGAACACGACGGAAACGAUAAAGUCGAACAUGGCUUCCGCAGCCAUAUUCCUUGGCCUGGCGCCCAGUAUUCUCGCACUCUUAGGGCCGAGUGUUACGGAACUGAGCCUGCUUUCGGCACGCUUCCCGAUCCUUGCCAUAUUGCUUGCUCUAGCAUCGCCGGCUAUCAAUUCACUGAAUCGCUUUCGGGGUCCAGAAUCCUCCGGGGAGAUAUUAGGAACUUCUACAAGCAAAAUCGCCCACUGCUGGCAUGACUGGAUGAAGAAUCAAUCGCCCCCCGUCAAGGCGGCGGUACGAGCGGCGGAGUACGUGGUAGUUGUUGGAAUGUUGGUAAAUACGAUCCAAGUGUCGAUACACCUCGACCUUCGAUCCGUCUCUGGUUGGCGAUGUGGACAGAUGCACAUGCCGUUGAUAUGGAGUCUCCUAAGCCUCAUCGUUCACGGGAUGGGCAUCUUAGCAGUGCACCUUCGCCAGCAGGCACCAUCCACGUACAUCGCCUCCCAGUGUCCAGAACCUGCCGGAAAAGGGAGAUCUCUUUGCUCACCAUAUCUGAGACUCGGAACCGUACUUUUUGGGUCCAGAAGAUGGCAAUGCCUAGUGCGCGGUCAGGACGGCAAAUUUGGCGAGCUUCUCUUCUGGCUUGCAUCAUUGACAGGCAUCGGUCACAUUAUGUUCGGUGUAUUAGUCUUCUCAUCGCUUAUAUUUGUUGGUGCUCUGGAUGCGCUUCCAGUUCUUGCUCGAUACGCGGUUAGUGCGGCCGUAUGUCAGGCUAUCCUGCUUCUUGAACUUGCCGGUAUGCGAUUAGACAUGGCUGGAACGGAGCUUACCGCAAAGGAGGAGGCCCAGGCAACUUCGGACGCGAAAUGA